Staurois parvus is the source of this 317-nucleotide messenger RNA. The record is from the annotation of a GenBank genome assembly. Lineage: Eukaryota; Metazoa; Chordata; Amphibia; Anura; Ranidae.
CGGGGAGAGCGGAUAUAGUGAAUGCGGGGUCCGGGGAGAGCGGAUAUAGUGAAUGCGGGGUCCGGGGAGAGCGGAUAUAGUGAAUGCGGGGUCCGGGGAGAGAGGAUAUAGUGAAUGCGGGGUCCGGGGAGAGAGGAUAUAUAGGUCCGGGGAGAGAGGAUAUAGUGAAUGCGGGGUCCGGGGAGAGCGGAUAUAGUGAAUGCGGGGUCCGGGGAGAGCGGAUAUAGUGAAUGCGGGGUCCGGGGAGAGCGGAUAUAGUGAAUGCGGGGUCCGGGGAGAGCGGAUAUAGUGAAUGCGGGGUCCGGGGAGAGCGGAUA